Messenger RNA from Sebastes umbrosus (honeycomb rockfish), 2957 nucleotides. RefSeq names its product CLK4-associating serine/arginine rich protein. The transcript has 22 exons. The coding region runs from base 196 to 2247 and encodes 683 amino acids. The record is from RefSeq and is a predicted model, not a curated record. NCBI's taxonomy places the organism in Eukaryota, Metazoa, Chordata, Actinopteri, Perciformes, Sebastidae.
CCUGCUCCACCCUCCAGUCCGGUAGGUGGCGGUAAUACCAACCACCAAUAAACACCACAGAAGAAGAGGAGGAGGUGUGUGACUCUCCGCUAGCAUCGCAUCGCUCUCUGCAGACAGAAAACAACCCAGUGUGUGUCGGUGGUCAGUCAAACAGCAACCGUGCCCCGCCGCGCCCCCACCCCCAGCGGAGCCGUCAUGUGGCAAGAGGCCCGCAAACAUGAGCGCAAGCUCCGAGGCAUGAUGGUAGAUUACAAGCGCCGAGGAGAGCGACGGCGAGAGUACUACGAGAAGAUAAAAAAAGAUCCAGCUCAGUUUCUCCAGGUUCAUGGCCGAGCCUACAAGAUCCAUCUGGAUCCUGCUGUGGCGAUGGCUGCAGAGAGCCCCAUCAACAUGAUGCCAUGGCAGGGAGAUGCCAACAACAUGAUUGAUAGGUUUGAUGUAAGGGCUCACCUGGACUACAUCCCCACCUACACACCGCCACUGCUCAACACAUCAACCGCAGAGCAGGAGAUGGAGGAGAGGAAGUGCAAUUAUGAGCGAUACAGAGGCCUAGUGCAGAAUGACUUUGCCAACAUCUCCGAGGAGCAAUGUUUAUACCAGAUCUACCUGGAUGAGCUCUACGGUGGCCUGCAGAAACCAAAUGAGGACGAGAAGAAAAAACUGGCAGAAAAGAAGGCCACCAUUGGUUACACCUAUGAAGACAGCACUGUGACGGAGCCCGACCCCGAGUCAGACAAAGAUGAAGACAAUUCAGAGAACAGUGAAUCUGAAGAGGACGAGGGCAUCCCAGAUAUUGAUGUGGAGGUUGAUGUUGAUGAGCUGAACCAGGAACAGGUGUUGGACGUUAACAAAAUGGCAACCCCAUACGGAAUGGCUGAAGGAGACUUUGUUAGGAUGUUGAGGAAAGACAAGGAGGAAGUGGAGGCCAUCAAACAUGCCAAGGCUCUGGAGGCGGAGAAGGCCAUGUACUCUGGCCGGCGUUCUCGCAGACAAAGGAGAGAGUUCAGAGAGAAGAGACUAAAAGGAAGACAGAUCAGCCCACCAAGCUAUGCCAGGAGAGACAGCCCAACGUACGACCCCUAUAAACGGCCAGAGUCGGAGUCGAGCUCUGAGUCGCGGUCACGCUCUCGUUCUCCCGGUCCAGAGAAGAUCACCUUCAUCACCAGCUACGGAGGCAGCGACGAUGAAGCAGUAGCAGCAGCAGCAGCAGCAGCAGCCGCCGCAGCGACAGCAGCAGCAGCCGCAGCAACACAAACACCCGCUCCUCACUCUGGACACGUCCCAUCCAGCUUGCAACACCCUGCAGGUCAUAGCAGGGGCUCCCGGAGACGAAGGUCAUCCUCCAGUCGCUCCCCUUCCUCUUCCUCCCGCUCCUCAACUCGGUCCUCCUCUCGCUCUUCUUCCCGUUCACGCCGUACUCGACGUGGACGCGGGGGGAGGGACGGGCGGCGAUCCUGGACCCGAUCACGAUCGAGGCGGCGUUCUAGAUCUCACUCCCGCGGUAGAGGAGGGAACGGAGGGGCCGCAUCCUGGAGGAGACGCGACCGGACACGAUCACGGUCCAACGACAGAGACAGAGACCGAGAGCGUGAGAGGGACAGAGAUAGGGACCGGGACAGGAGAAGAUUCUCAGCACGCAGACGGACGAGGUCCCGUUCCAGCUCACGGCAGGGGGGCAGUGUGAGGCGAGGAGGGCGGAACAGUGGAGGCCACCGGCGGGGAGACAGCGGCAGCCGCAGUCCCUCUCAGUCCCCCAGUCGUCCCAACCACAGUCCUUCCCCUCACAGAGGAGCGCCGCCCUCUACCAACACUGUCCGUGACAAGCUAAGAAAGCCUGAUACUCCGGGUGGUAAAGAGACGGGAGCUGCCAAAACCGUCAGCACGCCGCGCACCUCCGCCCCUCCUCCCUGCUUGAUGCAGCCCAAGAUGACCCCACAAGAGCGGCUGAAGCUACGAAUGCAGAAGGCGCUCAACAAGCAGUCCAAGGCGGAUAAAAAAGCCGCUCAGGUGAAGAUCCAGCAGCAGGAAAACAAACGACAGGAGCGAGAGGGCGAGCUACGAGCCAUGGCACGCAAGAUUCGCAUGAAGGAGCGCGAGAGACGUGAGAAAGAGAGGGAUGAAUGGGAAAGACAGUACGGACGACAGAGCCACUCGCCUUCUCCUUCCAAAUAUGGCCGGGAACACAACUCACACAGAAGGUAUGUGAGAAGCCACAAGAAUCUGAGCAGCUCCGAUGAAGCAGAAUGAAAUAUGGAGGUCACGGUCUCGGUCACGGAGUCCAUACUACCGGUACUGAGCUGUGGAAAGCAUCAACAGUCAUUGGCACACAUACUGUCCAACAAACAGCCUAUCACAUGGGAAUAUGAAGAGAUGGACUUACUGGGACACCAAUCUGUACCUGAACACUCUGUUGUCUGGUAUGCGUCUACAGCAUAUAACAUGUUGACUGUGAUACCUUUUAGUUUCACUAACUAUACAGCCGGUUGGUUGAGCCAAGCUCACUUUGAUCUACGCUUUUCGUUAUUGCUUUAUCUUGUAAAAAAAACCUGCAGGUUUAUUAAAUGAGUUUCUGGCUUUUCUUUUUCUUCUUCUGCAUGCUCCUUUUUUGCUUUUCAGUUCUUCUCAACUCAUCUGGAGACGCUCGUUUGUAUUUCAAAGUACAUAAUACUAAGCAAUAUCCCACAUUUUACCAUUUGCCUUUUCUCUGACUAGAAGCGCUCACACUAAAAAAACAUUUUAAACAACCUUCAUGAGCUGAUGUACAGGAUAUUUAUACACAUUCAAAUUAAAAACUUCUUUAUUAAAGAAGACAAAUUCAUGUAUGAAUUCAAUCUAUAGAGCGCUCUUUUUAUACUCUGUCCUCUGCCAACCGGUUAACAGCAGCAAAGAACUGUUUUUGUUCGCAAUAACGUGGAAUGUUAAAUCCAGAACAACAAAUAAAACUGACUUUUGAAAUG